GCGAAGAUGACUCGCUGCUAAGGUUGAACUGCCCUUUCUCGACGUCGACGUCUGCCGUACCAGUUCGCCCUUGCUCGAAAUGUCGUCUCUGCCGCCUGAGGAACAGCUUUGCGACGACUGCUUCAAGGGCGUGAAGCUCGAGGGAACGCCGAAAGGCAGCGAGAGCAAGAUCGGCCCGUUCAACACCUACGUCGCCAAGCCGGAGCAGAACAAGAACGAGAAGGCGGCCAUCGUUUACUUUUACGAUGCGUUCGGGUUGAGGCUGCAAAACAACAAGCUUAUCCCUGAUAUGAUCGCGGAGAAGACGGGCCUGACCGUCUACGUCCCGGAUCUGUUCAACGGUGGAGGAAUAGCACCUGAUGCUCUGAAAAUGCCGGAGACCGCGCAGGCGGCGAAAGCCCAGGGGACGCUCUCUAAGAUCGCAUCGACGGGGAAGUUGAUGAGCGCAUUCAUCCCAUUCGUGAUGAAGCACCGGCCGGCAGUGCAUUUCCCGGCGGCGGCUGAGUUCCUCAAGGUCCUGAAGAUCGAGAAAGGCCACGAAAAGCUCGGCGCGGUCGGAUACUGCUACGGCGGCAAAUUCUCCGUGCACUUCAACGGCACCGGCGACCUGACCGCUUCCGUCGCCUGCCACCCGUCGAUGCUCAACAUCGACGACAUCAAGGCGAUCCAGAAGCCGAUCUCCUUCGCCUGCGCCGAGUCGGACGCGCAGUUCGGCGACCAGCUCCGGACGGAGGCCGAGAAGACGCUCAAGGCGAAGAGCGGGCUCGAGGCCGAGUUUGUCCUGUACGCCAACACCGUGCACGGCUUCGCGGCGCGGCCCAACCUGGAGAUCGACGACGUCAGGAAAGGAUUCGAGGGCGCGCUCGCGCAGACGUGUAGGUUCUUGUCCAAGCAUCUCGUCUAAUCUUUCUCUUUUCCGACGUGCUUAGUGUUGUUUGUACUUAUACCCCGGGAGUCGCUCUGCGAACAUCCCGCGUAUUCUUGUCCACAACCAAAAGAGGAGCGAUCCUCUCAUAAUGAUGAUACAUACAUAUCACUCCUGGUAUUUACUCGCUCG
Molecule: messenger RNA, 1057 nt
Organism: Punctularia strigosozonata HHB-11173 SS5
Lineage: Eukaryota; Fungi; Basidiomycota; Agaricomycetes; Corticiales; Punctulariaceae
Product: alpha/beta-hydrolase
Exons: 5
Coding region: 80-904 (274 amino acids)
Molecular function (GO): hydrolase activity
Source: RefSeq, a predicted model, not a curated record